Messenger RNA from Hirsutella rhossiliensis, 570 nucleotides. Its product is annotated as 3-hydroxyanthranilic acid dioxygenase domain-containing protein. The record is from RefSeq and is a predicted model, not a curated record. Lineage: Eukaryota; Fungi; Ascomycota; Sordariomycetes; Hypocreales; Ophiocordycipitaceae. The transcript has 3 exons. Gene Ontology annotation, cellular component: cytoplasm. The coding region runs from base 1 to 570 and encodes 189 amino acids. Gene Ontology annotation, molecular function: 3-hydroxyanthranilate 3,4-dioxygenase activity; iron ion binding. Gene Ontology annotation, biological process: 'de novo' NAD+ biosynthetic process from L-tryptophan; quinolinate metabolic process.
AUGCUUUCGUCGCCCAUCAACCUGCCAAAGUGGCUCGAGGAAAACAGCCACCUCCUCAAGCCCCCCGUCAGCAACUGCUGCAUCUACGAUGACGACGUGACCGUCAUGAUCGUCGGUGGCCCCAACAGCCGCACCGACUACCACAUCAACCAGACCCCCGAGUGGUUCUACCAGUACCGCGGCGCCAUGACCCUCAAGGUCGUCGACGACGGCCUCUUCCGCGACGUCGUCAUCCGCGAGGGCGCCAUGUUCCUGCUGCCCGCCAACGUGCCCCACAACCCCGUCCGCUUCGCAGACACGGUCGGCAUCGUCAUCGAGCAGCGCCGCCCCCCCGACGCCCUCGACCGCAUGCGCUGGUACUGCAUCCGCUGCCACCACGACGACAACCCCGUCAUAGUCCACGAGGCCGCCUUUCACUGCACCGACCUGGGUUCCCAGGUCAAGCUGGCCGUCGAGGACUUUCGCGCCAGCGACGACAAGCGGACCUGUCCUGUCUGCGGCACCCUCGCCGACUGGGCGCCCAAGCCCGGCUCCAUCCCCAACCCCAACCUCGAGGCUGAGGCGUGCUGA